Messenger RNA from Cryptomeria japonica (Japanese cedar), 560 nucleotides. RefSeq lists its product as uncharacterized. Bases 1 to 411 code for a protein of 136 amino acids. The transcript has 5 exons. The record is from RefSeq and is a predicted model, not a curated record. Lineage: Eukaryota; Viridiplantae; Streptophyta; Pinopsida; Cupressales; Cupressaceae. Gene Ontology annotation, molecular function: protein binding.
AUGGCUGACUCAGAGUUGAGGUGGAAGUGUUCAUUAAGUGUGCGCUUUGAUAUGUUCAAUGGGACACAAUGUGUUGGUUUUGGUUUGGGCAUUGUGCAUCCAUUCCAUACAUCUUAUUUGAAGCUAAUCAUCCUUUUUAAAGACUUUGGGUCUGCAUUUUGGAGCACAGAGGAAGCAACAAAUCAAGUUUAUAUUGACCCUUGUGAAGGAGGAGGAGAAAGAAUAGUUCAGAGUUGGUUCAAGGUUAGUGAUUUGGACCAAAUCAUUGGGCUAGACCUUUGGAAUUUUGUCACAACAGGAACCAACUUGAGCAAUGAAUUGUUGUUCCUCAUUUUGCAAUUUCUAGAUGAGGAGAGGCUAAAUGAAAUGACACACAAGUUGGAACAAGAGUCUGGGUGCACUUUAACAUAGAGUGUUUUGAAUCUCAAGUUCUAGCUAGAGAAUGGGAUAAAGAUGAGGCUUAUCUUUCCAAUUUUACAACAGUUCAAGAGAAUAUUCAUUCUACAAAAACUUUCUUUGAGAUCAGGAAACAUAAAUAUUUAGAAGCAUUAGACAUCUAA